Mugil cephalus (flathead mullet) is the source of this 1585-nucleotide messenger RNA. RefSeq names its product fibroblast growth factor receptor 1-A-like. Bases 145 to 933 code for a protein of 262 amino acids. Lineage: Eukaryota; Metazoa; Chordata; Actinopteri; Mugiliformes; Mugilidae. The transcript is spliced from 7 exons. Gene Ontology annotation, molecular function: fibroblast growth factor receptor activity; fibroblast growth factor binding. Gene Ontology annotation, cellular component: plasma membrane. The record is from RefSeq and is a predicted model, not a curated record.
CCUCCGGCUACAGGAGGAGAAGCUAACCCCAGACCUCCGGCUACAGCACCAGCUCCCAGCGGGACGAAGCCCAGGUACGAGUCAGUCUGCACCUGAGACCGUAGCCUCAAAUACACAGGACGUUUUAGGACGUUUUAGGACGCCAUGUCUUCCCCGCGCUGCUUCCUGCUGCUGCUGCCCUGCUUCCUGCUGGUUCUGAUGGUCCAGUCCAGACCCACCACAGAGGACACGGGCCCAGCGUCGGCGCCUCAGUGGGUGACUCCAGAGAAGAUGCAGAAGUCUCUCCAUGCCGUUCCCGCCAGCAGGACCGUGAAGUUCAGAUGUCAAGCGACGGGAAGCCCCGCCCCCUCUCUGCGCUGGUACAAGAAUGGGAAGGAGUUCAGGAAAGACCAACGGAUCGGAGGCUACAAGAUCAGAGACCACAUGUGGUCCCUCAUCAUGGAGUCCGUGGUUCCGUCUGAUAGAGGGAACUACACCUGUGUGGUGGAGAACGAGUACGGGAGCCUCCAACACACCUACAUGCUGGAUGUAGUUGAGCCCUCCCCCCACAGGCCCAUCCUCCAGGCCGGUCUACCGGCCAAUCAGACGGCGGCGGUGGGCAGCGAUGUGCAGUUUGUGUGUCGUGUCUUCAGUGACCCGCCGCCUCACAUCCAGUGGCUCAAACACAUCACCAUUAAUGGCACAAGGUUUGGACCAGACGGAAUUCCCUACGUCCGUGUCCUCAAGAGUCUCUCUGAGUAUAGAGAUGAGUUUGUUUUUACCCUGAGGAACGUGACUCUGGAGGAUGCUGGAGAGUACACCUGCUUGGCCGGUAACUCUGUUGGAUUUAGCUAUCAUUCAGCUUGGCUCCACGUGGUCAACGAAAAGCCCAGCGUCCCACCCCCCAUCCAGUGCCUGGUGAGCCUCUUCAACUGGCUCUUGCAUUCCCUUUGAGGACACAUUUAUUGUUUUUUGUCUUUCAUGACCUAAUGAGGCUGAGCCCAAAGCGUUCACUUAAAGGAUCUAUAUACAUGCAAAGAUUUUACUGAGCCUUUGCUUAGACACUAGGAGUCGAACAAUGAGAACUGAAGGUUAUGAAGUCUCCAACAGCAUUAACUAGCAUUUAGCAGUAACUAAAGGAGAGUUUAGCUCCAACUAAAAGCUUUUAACGUUUAAAGAUAGAGGGCGUCUCUUGUAGUUCUUGUUGUUUCACCCCAUAAAAUACACUUCUCAUCAAAUAAAUUAACAAAACACGGUAAACAUGGCUCAUGUUGCCAUAAAAUUGUGCUUUAAGAAGAUCAUCUGGAAACUAUUUCAUCUUUAAAGAGCGAAGCUUCAACAUGUGUCAAAUGACUUUAACUCAAGUGGUAGAAGUUGGACGUGUAGAGAAGUUAAUCGUCUGCAGACGGUGCAACUUUUACGUAUUUUCUCCAUAAGAUGCAGUGAAGAAAUGCUCACAGGUCCAGUCAACUAGUGAGUGGAAUAACGAUGUUAGAGCUGAGUUUAUCCAGGACAUAAAUGUGGUGUUAACAGAUGGAUUCUGGAGAGAAGUUGGAGAAUAUUUUGUGUCAUUUGUGUGUUUUAAUAAAAGCUUCUGAUCGUUGUG